Klebsormidium nitens is the source of this 1771-nucleotide messenger RNA. NCBI's taxonomy places the organism in Eukaryota, Viridiplantae, Streptophyta, Klebsormidiophyceae, Klebsormidiales, Klebsormidiaceae. The record is from the annotation of a GenBank genome assembly.
GGGAAGGCUGAAGGAGGCCUGGGAAGGAGGUAGGUACGUAGCUGGCGAGCAGCUUGUUUCCCAUUUCAAAUUGGUCAGUGUUCUGAAGCUAGCGUUUGAAGGGCGCACAAUUACUCCACUCUUCAGCAGCUAGGACAAUGGCGAGCAUGAGCAGUGUGCGCACUGCAAGGUUGCUUCCUGCCAGCGAUUUUGCCUCCUCCUCAGCAGCUCCUCAAAACAGUGGGACCUCCGCAGUCCUGCCAAAGUGGAGGAGUCAGGCAGUGGCUGCCCCCCCAGAGAGGCCAGUUUUGGAGAGAGCCCCUCUGCAAAAUGGCCGCAGUCCAUUGCAGGAGCAAUCGUUCCAGCAGAUCAGGCAUAGGAUUCUGCCUCUACGACUCGAACCAGAGACAUCUGGCCGCAGCUGGACCAGAGAGGAGGCGACUGAGCAGAACCUCAUCUACAGGAUGAUGUUUGCGGAGGAACCCAGGUGGCUGAAAGACGGGGCGGGACAGAGGAAGGAAACGCACUGGACGAGGCAUUCACCAAUGAGAUCACAAAGGCUGAUGGCAAAUUAUACAGCAGACCCGGAGCUCAAGACUGUAUGUGCGUCUUAUGGGGGCCUCACGAAGACCAUCAAGCUGCACCAGGGCUGCUCCGAUGAGAUGGUGGAGCAGCUCCUGAGGGAGGCGUUCGACCUGUGCCCAGAGCGCGUCAUCUGCUUGCGGGACAGGAUUACAGGGGCAGUGACAGCGGCAAAGACCCAGAUGGCAGAGGGGGACUAUGAGAUCAUCACAGAUGAAGACCAGGAUGUCGCGGGGCACCUCCCCGUCAAGUCCCUGCACCGCCAAAUCACGCGCACCGCCAGCAAGGCAGCCGUGAAGGACGCCCUCAAGCACUGCGGGCUGGCGCACAUCCUCCCCGAGCUCAAGCACAUGUCGGGGGCUAAGCUACUGUCAAUGCCCCUCGACGCACUGCAAACCAUGUACUCGUUGAGUGGGUGGCGCCUCCGCGCCGUGAGAAGUCUGUACCUCGCCCUACACCCCCCCGCUAGGAUUAGAGUGGAGGACCCAGCUUCAGGGGAGGGGUCAGCUACGCUUACGGUGGCCUCGGCGAAGGAGUUUAGCGAGCUGUUGGGGGCGCAGAACUGUGUGGCGCUGCGUGCGUGCGAUACGCGUGGGGUGGGGCAUUUGGCGGUCCGGUUUGAGGACCUAAGGGACGGGCAUGCGUAUAGCCCUGUGCGUGUAAAUAGCAACCUGUUUGGCUGCAUUGAGGCUGCUCUGUAGAUAGCGGGUCUAAUAGGAUGAAACCUGUGUGUUUGGAGCCUGUUCAGCUGAAUUAGAGAGUGUACAGCCAUGUACAGACACGGGACAGAAGUCAUGACCUGAGUGAGCCAUAGUACGCGUGCUGGGGACUUCCCGGUUCGGAGAUGUAUACAGACCGCAGAGCGUUGCGUGUCAGAAACAGGUCAUACAAGAAGUGUAGAUAUCACAAAGGUGGCUGGCAUAUAAUAAGAGCAUGGGCCCGCACUAGCUGGUGCAAAUUGUUGCUUCAAAGCAAACUUAGCCAAAGCUCACGCAUGCCAAGGAGCUCAGACAGGACCGCAACACUUUAAGACACAUAAGACACCAGAAUAAGAGUUCCUUGCUAUAAUAUAUAAGCUGUUCGUAGGGCAACGCGUUGGAUGUUGAAGCUUCUUGCCGAACUGUAAGCCGGCCAAAGUUUGAGUUACUCUGGAGUCUGGUUAACCCUUGUACACUGAGCACAAUUUCGUUCAUGAAGGGUUGCAAGUGCA